AAUUGUUUUAUGCACAGUCCAAACAAUCCACUUUCAUCCCUACCUCCAUUUUCCGGAACCAAGAAAAACUUGAAGGCGAUUCCAAUUAAAAAUGAAGGUAAAAAAGCAAAGAGGAGGACAUCAAGAACAUCAACAUAAUCAGGACUUGCCAUAUCCUCCUUCCUCGGUUAGGCGCCAAACAAGGAAUUCGACAGUAGACGCUCCACAGUUGUCUUUUCAACCAGCACUAAGAGUUAUCAGGGAAGAUACUGUAGUCCCAAAGCCAGAGUUUCCGACUCACGACGAUCCAGUUUGUGAGGCUGUCAAGGUUUCAACAUUUCCUGCUCCGGAUAUUGAUGACCCUUUUCAGCCUCCAAGUGAGACGGCUGUGGUGGCAGUCGUGGGACAUAUCCUGGAGAAGUGCAAAAUGUACGAUGGUCCUUCCAGGAACCAGCCUCUGAGCCCCUCUCAUAGCCUUAACCUGACAGAGUUUGCUAGAGGGGUCGGAGAUGAUGAUGAAGAAGGAGAAGAAGUUGAGUCUGCUCCAACAGUACGCGGCCACAGAGUGAAGGCAGAGAUUGCUCCUCUGGUUGGAGCCAUCUUCGACAAAUAUGGCGACAUCACUGCAACUAGCAGUGUCAAGUCCCCUUCCAUCAUGGCCUCCUACUUUCUUGAGCGCCUGUGCGACAUGUACCAGAGGCUCGAGAAGAAAACGUUCCAGGACAUCACGCGUGCUGAUAUCAAUGGCAUGCUCAAUGAGCUCCAUCAGUAUCAGGCAGAGAAGUUCAACGUCGAAUGGCUUCUUGACAAGGUCAAACAGAUUUCUGAGAUGAGGAGCAACACUAAGAGGUACUUGGCCUUGAAGGGAGAGGCAACGAAAUACAUCGAGGCUAAUGAAAGAAUGGAAAAGGAGAAACAACUGAAUUUGAUGCACAUUGCUCUGAUACAUAAGAAGAUAUCCACAAUAGAUACUGCGAUGGAAGCGAACAAGGCUGAUGCUGACAAGUGCACAAAGAUGGCUGUUGAUGUCAAGGUUGAAGUAAAAGCUCUAGCAAGUCAAAGUUUGGUUCAUGGCCUUCUUUAGUAUUUAGUAUUAUCGGUCCCAAAUCAAUCUUCGUAUGCACUAUUCCAUAGUGCAUACGAAGAUUGAUACCAUACAUCUAUGCAUCUCUUAACAUUUUGUAUGACGGACAAGUGAAACUAGUCUAUAUAUUAUUCGAGUAAGAGGUCCACAGAUGUUAUACAGAA
This is a messenger RNA of Salvia hispanica, 1227 nucleotides long. RefSeq lists its product as uncharacterized. The record is from RefSeq and is a predicted model, not a curated record. NCBI's taxonomy places the organism in Eukaryota, Viridiplantae, Streptophyta, Magnoliopsida, Lamiales, Lamiaceae.